Molecule: messenger RNA, 1495 nt
Organism: Aureobasidium subglaciale EXF-2481
Lineage: Eukaryota; Fungi; Ascomycota; Dothideomycetes; Dothideales; Saccotheciaceae
Exons: 2
Coding region: 332-1354 (340 amino acids)
Cellular component (GO): fungal-type vacuole; plasma membrane
Source: RefSeq, a predicted model, not a curated record
CACUAGGCCCGAAAAUCACGUUUGAGUCGACAUGAGGUGUCAAGGCCUAGCUUGCCGAAUAGGAAGUCCUUGCGAGAGUUGUCUCUACAUGUUGACCUGAAUCUGACAAGACAAGGGAGGCUGAGCUGUGAUGACCGCGCAUACAAAUCCUAUCGACGCGCUCAACGACGGUAGGUCUGCGAGAAUAUAAGCAGGUGUUGAACCUACCAAAUUCAGCAGUCAUACGAGAAUCAUCCACUUGAUAACCCACUUUCAUCACCACACCUAUAUACACUCCCGAGCUCUUCUUUUCCCAUAUCGACCUUCUCCGAGCCAUUAAGAGUCUUCAACCAUGGCUACAGUCAUAAACGGCACCCUUUUCAUCCCGGCGCUGAAUGGCACUCUGAUCCCGAAGGACGCCUGUACGUUGGGUGUGUGUUCGCUGGACUAUGCUACGAUCGAAUAUGUUCCAACGUACGGAGGCAACAUGGCAUAUCUCAUCAUAUUCGCGGUCUUCCUGUUGGCUCAGAUGGGCCUCAUCUGGAAGUACCGGACCUGGGGAUUUUUUGUCGGAAUGUUCUGUGGUCUUCUGCUUGAGGUACUUGGUUAUGCUGGUCGUGUCACGCUCCACGGCAACCCGUUCAACUUCGAUCAAUUCGUGCUGUACCUCGUAUGCCUCACUAUCGGACCAGCAUUCCUGACAGCAUCGAUCUAUCUCUGCCUCGGCCGCAUCGUCAUCGUGUAUGGUGAAGGCAUCUCUCGCUUCUCUCCAAAGUUCUACACCCUCACAUUCAUGGUCUGUGAUUUCCUCAGUCUACUACUGCAGGCUGUUGGAGGAGCUCUGGCUGCAACACAAGACGACACCAACCCUUCCGACACUGGCGUCAACAUCAUGAUCGCUGGUCUGGCUUUCCAGGUCGUCUCUCUGACGAUAUUUAUCGCUUUAAGCUUGGAGUUUGUGUUCAGAGCACGAAAGGCAAGAGAGAGCGACUUGAACUUCGAGUUCUUCAACCUGAGGAAGCGCACCAUGUUCCGUCUAUUCCCAUACGCGCUUGCGCUAGCGACCAUCACCAUUUACAUUCGCUGCGUUUUCCGUGUCGCUGAGCUUCAAGAUGGCUUUGGUGGAGAGCUGGCCAACGACGAAGGCAUGUUCAUGGGAUUUGAAGGACCAAUGAUCAUCAUUGCAACAAUAGCCUUGACAAUCUUCCAUCCUGGAAUCGCUUUCGGUAGCGCUUCGUCUUGGAAGGCUGCGAACUGGACCUGGAAGAAGAGUAACAAGGGCGAUAACAAUCACAUCAGAAUGGUGAGCCAGGAAACCGCUAGCCCAAGGUCGAUCGCAGAGAGUGAGAGUACCGAUCUGAAGAUGGCCGUUUGAAGAGGCAAUAGCAGGAUACAACAGGUGGCAGGAGGACUUAGAGACUUCAAAUAGAGUGAGCGAGAUAGAUAGAAGUGGCAUGGUUGCAGGGUUAGCCGAUUGACAUGUCAAGUUUUCUUAACCUAUAAAGUUUAAUGUGCU